AUGCUUUCAGGCAGCCGUGUGGUGCGGCGGAGGCUAUUGAACCGGCGGAGGCUAUGCUGCAGAUGCUACAGCGACUCACCCCUGCGACCACCACAGGAAUGGCUAGAAGGCAAGGCGGUGCGAGGCCAGUGGGACAGCGAAGACAACAGUUCUGAACAGUCUGAACGCCCUCUGCUGCAGAGAAGGAGAGUUUUCUCGGGAAUCCAGCCGACUGGCGUACCGCACUUAGGAAACUAUCUCGGCGCUCUUCGUCAAUGGAAAUUGCUGCACGACAGUUCGGCGAAUACAAAGCUGCUGGGCGACACGAAGCAUGACCAGUUCUUUUCUGUGGUUGACUUGCACGCCUUGACCUCGUCUGAUGUUCCAGGUCAUGUGCGCAGAAAGCUGAGGAGGGAAUCAUAUGCUUCCUUGAUGGCAAUCGGACUACAAAAUACACAGCAGACCACUCUGUUCUUUCAAUCCGACGUAAAAGCACAUACUGAACUAAUGUGGAUCUUGAGCACUAUUGCUUCAACGGGCUAUCUCUCUAGAAUGACCCAAUGGAAGAGCAAAUUGAAUUUAUCCGAUGAUGCGGACCUGCACAGCGACGAAGCUACAGCAAAACUGAAGCUUGGACUAUUCUCCUAUCCGGUGCUCCAGGCUGCCGAUAUUUUGCUAUAUCAAGCAACGUUAGUACCUGUUGGGGCCGACCAGAUACAACAUAUCGAGUUCGCUCGGUCUCUGGCUAGAAGCUUCAAUUCUCACGUCAGAUCUAGGCCUGAAAGCAGCGGCAAUGUGUUCAGGGUGCCCUGGCCGGCGUUGUCCGCCGCCCAACGGAUCAUGUCGCUGAAAAGACCGACGCAGAAGAUGUCUAAAUCCGACCCGGACCCGAAAUCACGCAUUCUCGUCACGGACACACGGGAGGAGAUCCAUGCAAAGAUCAAGGGCGCCAUAACCGACUCGGAACCAGGCAUAAGCUACGACCCUGAGAAAAGACCUGGCGUCUCCAACCUGAUCGACAUAUUGCGGAAUGUGACCUCGCUAAGUCUGGCUCCAGAAGCCAUUGCAAAGGACCUCGAAAACAUGACUAUGCGAGGUUUCAAGGAAAUGGUGGCGGACAACAUUUGCGAGUCCUUAGAAGGAGUGCGGGAUCGAUUCGAAGAGCUCAUGAACCCGUCGAAUCAGACCCUCAAUAUGGAGGCCGAAGAGGGGGCUAAAAAGGCCCGGAGGGUGGCUAUAAGGACUAUGAGGUCGGUCAAGAACUCUCUCGGCCUUGAAUCGUUUUGUGCCUCGUCCAACAUGUGGGAUCGGGAAAUGAUCAGGGGCUCGGAUCCAGACCACGCUACCUCCGGAGAUUUCAACACUACGAUACGAUACGUCAGGACCAACGACGGAACAGCGGAUGCCAUUCAGGAAGCAUUGGUGGGCGUCAAUAAGCAAUCCUUCCCGGUGGACAAGCCGAACACCAACAAGUCAGAAUGA
Messenger RNA from Exophiala spinifera, 1461 nucleotides. RefSeq names its product tryptophan-tRNA ligase. The record is from RefSeq and is a predicted model, not a curated record. The transcript is spliced from 5 exons. Gene Ontology annotation, biological process: mitochondrial tryptophanyl-tRNA aminoacylation. NCBI's taxonomy places the organism in Eukaryota, Fungi, Ascomycota, Eurotiomycetes, Chaetothyriales, Herpotrichiellaceae. Gene Ontology annotation, molecular function: ATP binding; tryptophan-tRNA ligase activity. Bases 1 to 1461 code for a protein of 486 amino acids. Gene Ontology annotation, cellular component: mitochondrial matrix; mitochondrion.